GUUGCUCUCUCUCUCUCCACAGUGGAUACAUUUCUCCAUAGUCUACCACCAUCAACCUUUGUCACAGCAUAAGUUAAGUAAACUGUGUAGCCUGUCUACCUCGAACCAUGGCGCUUCAGUCGAGAGCUGUGCUCACCUCCAAAUGGCUCUCGGAGUCUAUAAAGGUUCAGGGGAAAAUGCGCGUCUUGGACACUUCUUGGUAUUUGCCAAAAUUGCGGCGCAACGCCAAAAGCGAGUUUAAGAAGAGGCACAUUCCUGGCGCAGCUUUCUUUGACAUUGACCAGUGUUGUGAUAAAACCUCUCCCCUGGACCACAUGCUGCCCUCCGAGAAGAUUUUUGCAGACUACGUUGGGAACUUGGGGAUAGAGAGCGACACGCACGUCGUGGUGUAUGACGCCAGCGACUUCGGCGCGUUCUCUGCGCCCCGCGUGUGGUGGAUGUUCCGGGUAUUCGGGCACAGCUCGGUGUCGUUGCUCAACGGGGGGCUCAAGAACUGGGAACUAGAGGGUCGAGCUGUGAGUGACCAGUACACGAGACCAGCACCGACCGAGUUCAAAGCAUCCUUAAACCGCUCCUGGAUAAAGACCUAUGAGGAUAUGCUGGACAACCUGCACACGAGAAAGUUCCAGGUGGUGGACGCAAGGCCUGCAGGCAGGUUCAAAGGACUGGACCCUGAGCCCAGAGACAACACAGAGCCAGGCCACAUCCCCGGCUCCAUCAGCAUCCCCUUCAACUCCUUCUUGUCCCCAUCCAGUCACUUCCUGCCUAAAGAUCAACUCGAAGCUCUGUUUGCCCGAGCUGGCGUGGACCUCAGCCGUCCUCUGUGUGUCCUGUGUGGCUCGGCCGUGACUGCGUGCCAUGUGGCGCUGGCGGCCCAUGAAUGCGGGCACCCUGGGGUGUCGGUGUACGAUGGAGGGUGGUCCGAGUGGUACACCCGCGCUGUGCCGGAGAACGUCAUAUCUGAAGGAAGAGGGAAACAUUUGUGAUGGGUGCAGGAUUGGAAGGAGGUGUGGUGGAUGGGAUUAAACCAUUGACGGUGUAUAACGAUGGAUGGUGCAUCUAAAGAAAAGUGAUGCCAAAACCUAGCUGCAAUGGCCUCUGACAUCUUGUGCACUCUGAACCAAACUCUUUGCAGUAGGGGUCAGCUGGUGGAGCUGCUGGUAUUGACAUCCUGCCUCUUCUGCUGACCAAAACACAUGUUUAACCUCAACAAAGAUCCCUCAGGUUGGCACAUUCCUCAGCACAACAGCUUCUUGUGUCCAUCUGAAGAAGACAUUUCUCCUCUGCCCUGCUAGUCCACUGAAGGAACCACAUUCGUCAACAGAGCUGUCAAUCAUGGUGUUGUCUCCCAUUUGUUGCAUUAUAUAGGGCUCAUUAGGGCUAACCAUGUUUUGGAAAAAAAAUCAUUGAUGUGUAUUUUGAUUUUUAAAGUUUAACCCACCUGUCCUGCUCUUUAUUUUCUGGCUUCACUUUUUGGGCGCUGCCACACAGUCCAUCUUUUGGUUCAAACUGGAUCAGACUGGUACUGAGCGACUCAUAAUUUGAUCUGUGCUAAGUUUUAGAGGAAUGGUAAACAUAUUGGAAACUGCUUAUUUGCUUUCUUGGCAAAAGUGAUAUGAGAGGCUCAAUACCACUCUUACCCCCAAUUUACACAGGAUGCGCCAGGUUGCGUUACGGCUACGCAGUGAUUGCUCCGUCCAAUGGCUUGCGCCCUGCUACACAGGACGUGUGUUUGGAGCGUAGCGCCACCUCAGAGCAGCUGGGUCCAGCAUAGAGAGAACUACAUACAAACAACAGAUCACAGAGCCUUUCUGUGGUUGAAUUUCUGCUCAUUUGGAGAGUAUUCCAUUACUUUAGUGCUUUAAUCAUCACUAAGUAAGCUGCAUAAUUAUAAAGGGUUUUUUUCGCAGGUUUUGGAUGAGUUUAAUAUGAAUAAUUCUGCUCCACUUUGUUGCCCUGUUACCUUCUGACACAGUUAUCAUCUUAAAGUCCUGUUGUAGUCGACCUGGAUCACUGAUAUGUAGCUGUUUGUAGCUUGCAUCAGUCUGUAUAUGGUGCUUUAUUUUGAAAUUGGCGGAUGUUGCAUGCAAUCCUCGUGCCUGACUUCCUGUCCAGGUCGUGCUUUUCUGUGUAGAUUGACGAAUGCUGGGAUACUGAAUGAAUUGAAGUGAGUUGACUCAUUUGGAUCAGUAUUUUCCUUACAAGGUAGAGCUGUAGUCCAACCAAGCCGUACCUUGCUGCCUCUUUAAUUAUCUCAUAGAAGUAAGGGUGGUGUUGAUUUAGUGAGCUCUCCGAUGAUCACAUUUUCCAAAGAUGUUAAAGUUUUCCUUUAACACUAAAAAGCCAAUCCAGAGGUACAGUCAUGAUUAAAGAGCAUUUAUUUUUGACCCGAACUCAUCACUAGAUAACUUGAUUGAGGUGCCAGUAUUUUGUGAACACUAAACUUGACUUUUAAUCAAGUCGAGCUGAAACCAGAACAUGUUUGUUUACAUGUGUACUACCUUUGUUGAAAUAAAAUGGAGCUGUGAAUCA
This is a messenger RNA of Notolabrus celidotus (New Zealand spotty), 2532 nucleotides long. RefSeq names its product 3-mercaptopyruvate sulfurtransferase. Gene Ontology annotation, cellular component: mitochondrion. The record is from RefSeq and is a predicted model, not a curated record. Gene Ontology annotation, biological process: transsulfuration. The transcript is spliced from 2 exons. Gene Ontology annotation, molecular function: thiosulfate-cyanide sulfurtransferase activity. Bases 108 to 986 code for a protein of 292 amino acids. Lineage: Eukaryota; Metazoa; Chordata; Actinopteri; Labriformes; Labridae.